Messenger RNA from Spirodela intermedia, 72 nucleotides. The record is from the annotation of a GenBank genome assembly. Lineage: Eukaryota; Viridiplantae; Streptophyta; Magnoliopsida; Alismatales; Araceae.
AUGAACAGAAACAUGCAUCUGCCUCCUUGUCCUCUCUCUCUCUCUCUCCUCUCUCCGGCACAUAUCAUUUGA